This is a messenger RNA of Amborella trichopoda, 2024 nucleotides long. RefSeq lists its product as uncharacterized. The record is from RefSeq and is a predicted model, not a curated record. NCBI's taxonomy places the organism in Eukaryota, Viridiplantae, Streptophyta, Magnoliopsida, Amborellales, Amborellaceae.
GGAGAUGAUCAAUUUGAUGAUAUUUGGAGAUACGUUCCGAUUUGAUUAUUAGAGCCUCGGCUCAGUAUAAACUUUUCCCAAACAUAAAAGACUUGUUUCUUCAUUUUGAUAAAUAAAUUAUAUUUUUUCCUGAAUUUCUAAAGAAAGGGAGAAAAUGAUUAAAAUGCGGAUUUUCUCUCGAUAAAGCGGUCACGGAGCGACGCUUGAUCUCAGCUUUGGAUCUCUCUCUUCGCUCGUGUGCUUCUCUGCCUCUGUGAAAAGAUGGAGCAGACGUUCGUCAUGAUGAAGCCCGAUGGUGUUCAGAGAGGCCUCGUGUUUUUCAAAGAUAAUCUGAUUCUCAGAGGUCCUCUUUCUUGUUAUUAUAUGGGUUAUAGGUCUUGAGUUGGUCCAAUCUUCCUCAUCCCAAAUAGAUGAUGCAUGAGCAAUGCCAACCUUUACUGCAAUUGCUUUAGAUAGAUUGCUGGAGCAUAGCACUGAGAGUUCUUCAUCAAAACCGCCAGCUACUAAGCUGGAGAAGAAGAUAAUCCUGAAACCUCCCCGUAGUUACAUAUUGCCCACCCUUUAUGCAACCCCAGAGGCAACUCCUAUUCCUGAUUCCCCAUCUUCUUUUCCUCCUUCACCAUAUGUAAUAAACCAUAAAAGGCGAGGUCCUCGCCUUUCUAAGAGUUAUUUGCAAGGAGAUGGUCUAGAAAGUGCACAAUCCAAUGGGCAAGAGAAGAGGAAAGAAAAUGGUCAUGAAGCUAAAGAGGUUGUGGAAAUUGAUGUGAAUGCCUCUCAUAAGAAAAAUGCAAUUGGUGCAGAAAUCUUGGAUGAAACUUCUGUCUUGAAUGAUGUGGAUGAGGCUGGCGAUUUCUUACAGAUUAUUGGUGAGGAUGAUGGAACUAAAAAUGGCCAUGUUGGAGUUCAGGAUUCCUCAAGAACUUUAUGUGUUGAUGGGGAGAAAGAGGAUCGGGUUGUUGAUUGUGAGGACUUUUUCGACCCCCAAAACUCGAUUAGUGUUGCAAGCCAUAGUGAGCUGGAGGAAAAUUGUGGCUCGGGGUGUAUUUCGAAACAGACGCCAGUGGGUGAAUUCUUUGAUGCUUGUGAAGAACUCUCUAGUGAAGGGACAUCGGCGUCAUCACCAAAGAUUCCCAUCUCUGACAUUGAGAGCGAGCUAUGCAAUAUAAGACUGAGCCUUUUGUUGGAGAUCGAGAAGCGAAAACAGUUUGAAGAAGCUCUAGCUGACAUGCAAUCCAAGUGGCACAGGAUGCAACAACGGAUGUCUCUUGUUGGAUUAUCAUGUUCGACUUCCUCUUUGGCCACUUUGUCAUCAAGCGAAGAUGAUAGAAUUCAAACUGAGGCUAUUGAUGACCUGUGUAGACAAGUUAUGAUUGCACGAUUUGUGGCCAACUCUAUAGGGAGGGGUUGUGCAAGAGCUGAGGUCGACGAGGAGAUGGAGUCGAGAAUUGAUUCAAAGAACCUUGAGAUUGCUCGUUUGAGAGACAAGGUCCAAUAUUAUGAAGCCGUAAACCAUGAAAUGUCUCAGCGAAACCAACAGGCAGUAGAAAUGGCUCGGAGGCAUCGGCAGACAAGGAAGAGAAGGAAGAAGUGGCUUUGGAGUAUGGUUGGUAUCACCAUUGCCUUUGGCACCGCUGCGAUCAUGUGGUCUUACAUUCCUCAUGCUCACUGCAGGGAAGUUGAACAAGAGCAGCAGGUUGUGGAUUUACAAAUGCAAGAAUAGAGCUGAAUAUUUGUGCAUCUUCCUAAAGAAAAGCAAACUUGAGAUUCAUCCCUCCUUUGCCUUAUCUUUGCCCUCCUCAAAUAAUAGUUUGUAAUCAUGUAAUAUUUGUGAGAAAUAAUUGGAGGAUGGAGGGCUACAAAAAUUUGUUUGCAGUGUGGCAGUAAGUAACAAGAAAGGAGGGUUCUUGUAUAGUCAAUAACAGGGGGAAGGUAUUUUCUUAUCUCCUUCCUGUUUGUUGUGCUCUACAUAUUUCUAAUAAAGGGAUGUGAUGCAUAUACUUGAAUAAAAUAAUUGUUUUUAGAGA